Messenger RNA from Thamnophis sirtalis, 603 nucleotides. Lineage: Eukaryota; Metazoa; Chordata; Lepidosauria; Squamata; Natricidae. The record is from RefSeq and is a predicted model, not a curated record.
AUGGCCUUGCUCCAAGUCAAAAGUGGACUUCUCAAGCUACUUAUGAUGGCUCACCAACGUUGCCUUUUUGCAGGGAAACCCGUGGAGCAGCUCAACGAAACCAUCAAUUACAAUGAAGAGUUCUCCUGGCGGUUCGGCUCCGACUACGACAAAGAGUUCGAAGAGGGGCUGCAACGGGGGUUGCCCAGCCCCAUCCUGUACGUGGCAGAGAAGUUCACCGACCACAGCCCCUGCGGCAUGAACAACCUCUACCGCAUAGCGGGUCACUACGCUUCUGCGACCCUCUGGGUGGCCUUCUGUGCGUGGCUCAUCUCCAACAUGCUCUUCUCCAUGCCGGUCCCAGUUUAUGGCGGCUUCAUGCUUCUCGUCACGGGAGCCUUCCUCAUCUUCGCCCUCCUGUCCUUCUCCACGGGGAGGGACGCCUGGUGUGCCAUCCAGUUCGGCUUGGCAUCCCUGAAGCUGGCCUAUGGGGCCUCGUUCUGGCUCACUCUGGCCACAGGUGAGUGUCCCAAAGGGCUUUGCGAAGACAUUUCAAUCCUGGCCAUUCCUCUCCAUGCAAUUAUGUCAUCCAUGGAACUCACACAGCCAUCGGUGGUUUCUUGA